Saccharomyces kudriavzevii IFO 1802 is the source of this 966-nucleotide messenger RNA. RefSeq names its product Sol1p (gene SOL1). Gene Ontology annotation, molecular function: 6-phosphogluconolactonase activity. The record is from RefSeq and is a predicted model, not a curated record. Bases 1 to 966 code for a protein of 321 amino acids. Gene Ontology annotation, biological process: pentose-phosphate shunt; carbohydrate metabolic process. The transcript has a single exon. Lineage: Eukaryota; Fungi; Ascomycota; Saccharomycetes; Saccharomycetales; Saccharomycetaceae.
AUGACAACAACUGUUCCUAAAGUGUUUGCAUUUCACGAGUUUGCAGGGGUAGCAGAAGCUGUUGCCGAUCAUGUUAUUCAUGCCCAAAAUUCAGCCCUCAAGAAGGGAAAGGCCUCGAAACCGCGGCAGAUGUCCGCAACGAGUCUGAACGGAAACGGUAACACGGAAUCUAAAACGAUGGAGAGAGUAAACUCCGUUAGGAGUAAUGCAUCUAGUCGCGGUGGUAACGAAGACGGUGUCACCAAGAAAUUGAAAAAGGAGAAAGAAAGAAGGUUUAAGAUUGCAUUGUCUGGGGGUUCGUUAAUUCAAGUAUUGCAUGAAGGUUUACUGAAUAGAGACGAUGUUCAAUGGAGCAAGUGGGACAUUUACUUUGCGGAUGAAAGAUUAGUGCCUUUUAGCUCCGGUGAAAGCAACUAUGGGUUGGCCAAGAGAGAAAUAUUUGAUUUGAUAGAUACAAAGAAGUAUGGAACUCCGAGAAUUUAUCAUAUUGACGAGUCGUUGAUUAGCGACCCUCAAGAAUGCGCAGAUAAUUACGAAAAAAUUUUGAUCAAGGGAUUUGCUGGCAGGGAUUCUGUCAAGCUACCGAUGUUUGAUCUAUUCUUGUUAGGGUGCGCUCCUGACGGUCAUAUUGCCUCACUGUUCCCCAAUUUUCAAGAGAAUCUUCGCGAAAACUUGGCAUGGGUCGUACCUGUAGAAAAUGCCCCCAGCGGACCAUCGAAUAGAAUAUCGUUGACUAUUCCAGUGAUUUGCCAUUCUCAUCGAGUCACCUUCGUUGUCGAAGGUGCCACGAAGGCGCCCGUGAUCAAGACCAUAAUGGAAAGACCUGAAAAGGGAUUGCCCAGCAGUAUUGUCAAUGAGGGUGCUGCAGGUCGUGUUUCGUGGUUUGUGGACGAUGAUGCUUUGAAAGAUGUCUUUGUGACUAAGAAGAAGUAUAAGUUUUACGAUGACGAUAACUUGACAGAGUGA